CACGCGACGCCCCUUCCUCGGCCAAUAGAAGGGAGGCUCGCCCUGUGGGCGGAACAGGAAGUGGUUCUUUGGUCGGCGAGAAGGGAUGGCGGCCCUGGAGCGGGUGAAGGUUCUGGUGCUGGGCGACUCCGGUGUGGGGAAGUCUUCACUUGUUCACUUACUGUGUCACAAUCAAAUGUUGGGAAAUCCCUCUUGGACUGUGGGUUGCUCCGUUGAUGUUCGAAUUCAUGACUACAAGGAAGGAACUCCAGAAGAGAAAAUGUAUUACAUUGAAUUAUGGGAUGUUGGGGGCUCAGUGGGCAGUGCCAGCAGCGUGAAAAGCACACGUGUUAUGUUCUACAACUCAGUUAAUGGAAUCAUUUUAGUACAUGACCUAACCAACAAGAAGUCCUCCCAGAACUUGUAUAGAUGGUCUUUGGAAGUUCUCAACCGGGAUGCGGCUCCAUCUGGGGUCUUAGUGACAAAUGGGGACUAUGAUCGUGAACAAUUUGCUGAUAACCAGAUUCCAUUGCUUGUCAUUGGGACCAAACUGGACCAGAUCCCAGAGAUGAAACGCAGUGAUGUCUUGACCAGAACUGCUUUUCUUGCAGAAGAUUUUGGUGCAGAAGAAAUUAAUCUUGACUGCACCAGUCCUCGCUACCUUGCUGCUGGCUCCUCCAAUGCUGUCAAGCUGAGUAGAUUCUUCGAUAAGGUCAUAGAGAAGAGAUACUACUUAAGGGAUGGUAAUCAGGCUCCCGGCUUCUCAGAGAGAAAGAGGGUUUGCAGUGGCUUUGUCAAAAAUCUCCACUAUGAGUGAACAUUUGUCAUCGAAAAGCAAAUGGGAAAUUAUCUACAUUUAUUGCAGUGUUCAUAUUCUGCUGAUCAGGAUAAACCAACAAGGGCACUUCAAAUACAGAGGAGUACAUCUUCCUAAGUUUCUUUGGAAAGACUUUUUGGAAACUGCAGAAUGGUUUAAUCAUGUUUUGAAUAUCACUUUGGGGAUGCACUGUCUCAUAUCAACAGUUUUUCCCCCCCAUACAUUUUAAAGAUCUGUAAACACAUAACAUGGCCCCUCACAGAACAGUGAUGCUGAAGGGACCUCUAAAAAUAAUUUAGAAUUCAAGAUACAGAGUUAAUUCAAAUAAUAGAAUUUCAGUUUGCCAAACAUUCCAGCUGGUACUGUGUCAUUGUUUGCAAUCUAACCUCUGCUUGUAAAUAUUUAUGAAGAAGAAAGAAUGGGGGGAUUGUAAAUAAAUGCCACUUGUGGUUACACUGAAUCCUAUUCAGUCAGUUGGACACUUUUGUAACCAAGGCAACACAAGAGAGGGGGACUGAUGGGUCGGCAGUGAAGGAGAGUAAUCUUAAUGGACCCACCCCCUGAUCCCCAAAAUACAGGCCAAGAUGAACAGUACAAGCUUAAUGACCACCACAUUCUGGUUACUGAAUGGAGGAAAUGAAUGGAGUAAUGUGAAAAGAGCGGAAAAGGAAGAAGCAUUUAGCUGUUGAAGCCAAGAGAACCACUUCAAUUUGCAUAACUCAUAUCAUAGUUCCAAAUGAAAAGUUUAUUAUUAAAUGUUCAGAGAAAGCUGUUCAUAAAAAUCUCUUGAAAGCUGUGCAUUGUAAUUGUAACAUUUUAAUGAGAUUAGAAGUGGGCAUCAGUGACUCCCUCAUUGCCAGACACCCUCCAGUGCUAGCAACAGGGCUGCUCUUUCUAAUUUUUAGUUUUUGUUUCUAAUUUGUUUUUUGUCUAAUUUGGUUUUUGUCUAAUUUGGUUUUAUUAAGCAAACCUGCUAGUAAAAAUCUCAGAGCAAACUUCCCCAUAAUGCAAACUGAAUGGUUUUAACCAAUCCUGCUUUUCGCAAGUGCAAAGUUGUAGAUUGUGCUGAAGUUGAAAGAGUAGUGCUAUCGGUUGUUUUUAUUCCUUUGUUGGAAGUUGAACUAAGAAAAUACUACAGGUAUGGCGCAGUGGGUUAAACCCUUGUGCCGCUGAACUGCAGACCUGAUGGUUGGCAGUUUGAAUCUGCGAGAUGGGGUUGAGGUCCUGUCUGUCAGGCCAGCUCCUGCCAACCUAGCAGUUUGAAAACAUUCAAACGUGAGUAGAUAAAUAGGUACCACUUCGGCAAGAAAAAGGAGACGCUCCAAGCAAUCUUGCCGGCCACAUGACCAGGAGGUGACAACACAGGCUUCUCGGCUUGAAAAUGGAGAGAAAAAGCACUUCCCCGGAGCCAGAGAUGAGCACCACCCCCAGAAGCCAAAAAUUAAAGGAGAAGUCUUUCCCUUGUUUGUAUUUGACUGUAAAUGCAUUGAAUGUUUGCCUAUGUAAAUGCUGUAAUCUGCUCUGAGUCCCCUAGGGGAGAAGGGUGCAAUAUAAAUAAAGAUUAUUAUUAUUAUUA
This is a messenger RNA of Anolis carolinensis (green anole), 2372 nucleotides long. RefSeq names its product RAB, member of RAS oncogene family like 3 (gene rabl3). The transcript has 8 exons. Gene Ontology annotation, biological process: intracellular protein transport. The record is from RefSeq and is a predicted model, not a curated record. NCBI's taxonomy places the organism in Eukaryota, Metazoa, Chordata, Lepidosauria, Squamata, Anolidae. The coding region runs from base 86 to 796 and encodes 236 amino acids. Gene Ontology annotation, molecular function: GTPase activity. Gene Ontology annotation, cellular component: endomembrane system.